Molecule: messenger RNA, 1861 nt
Organism: Eurytemora carolleeae
Lineage: Eukaryota; Metazoa; Arthropoda; Copepoda; Calanoida; Temoridae
Gene: uex
Product: metal transporter CNNM4
Biological process (GO): magnesium ion homeostasis; transport
Cellular component (GO): plasma membrane
Molecular function (GO): transmembrane transporter activity
Source: RefSeq, a predicted model, not a curated record
GCAAGAGUAUGGAGAUAAGUGUGGAUAUGAAUCUCAGAGAACUUCUAGUACAAUCCAGUUCAUGGUCACUACUGAUGCGGACGGAUACUGGAGAACGUAUAUCCCUGCCUGGUCCAUGAAGUUCUAUGCGGAGGAGUCCACCUACUAUCUCUGUGUCCAGGAUCCAACUUCGGGGGAAUUCGUUCAUCAAGGGGAAAAUAAAUUUUUGCAGAUUGAAGUUUACUCUCGGCUGCUCCCAAUUUGGUUAAGUAUUGUAUUACUUGUUAUUCUCCUGUUUCUAUCUGGUUUGUUCUCUGGUCUUAACCUUGGUCUCAUGUCCUUGGAUCAAACAGAAUUAAGAAUUGUGCAGAGUACUGGAUCUGAUAAAGAGAAAGCCUAUGCUAAGGCAAUCAUGCCAAUCCGAGGUAUGGGAAACUUCCUGCUUUGUUCAAUCCUUCUUGGCAACGUUCUUGUCAACAACACCCUGACAGUCCUCCUCGAUACUCUCACCGGCGGUGGCGGGGUCGUCGCCGUUAUCGGUGCAACCCUAGGUAUCGUCAUAUUCGGUGAAAUCAUUCCGCAGGCGGUCUGCUCGCGGCAUGGACUCGCUGUUGGGGCGAAUACGAUUUGGUUGACGAAGUUCUUUAUGUUGGUGACCUCGCCCCUGUCCUUCCCCAUCUCGAUGAUCCUGGACAAGAUCCUGGGGGCGGAGAUUGGGACGGUCUACAACAGAGAGAGAUUAAUGGAGCUCAUCAAGGUAACGGACGCGUACACUGACUUGGAGAAGGACGAGGUGAACAUCGUCACCGGAGCACUCGUCCUGAAGCGGAAGACGGUGAAGGAUGUAAUGACGAGAUUGGACGACUGUUAUAUGCUGCCUCUAGACACCAUACUUAACUUUGAGACGGUUUCCGAGAUCAAGGAGCAGGGGUACAGUAGGAUCCCCGUCUACGAGGGGGACAGGACCAACGUCAUCCACAUACUCUUUGCCAAGGACUUGUUGUUUAUCGACCCCGAAGAUAAUAAACCUCUAGAGGAAAUCUGUAAAUUCUACAAGAACGAUGUUAAUUUUGUUUAUCAGGACACUAUACUGACGGACAUGUUUGACGAGUUUAAGUCCGGGGACAAGGGGCACAUGGCCCUCGUCCAGGAGGCAAAUACCGAGGGGGACGGGGACCCAUACUACGAGACUAUUGGCCUCCUCACCCUCGAGGACAUCAUCGAGGAGAUUAUCCAGCAGGAGAUCAACGACGAGACCGACGUUGUCCUGGACAAUAAGACGAAAAAGAAGAGGAAGAAGGAAAGGAAGACGACCAAGGACGCGGAUUUCAGAAUGUUCCUGGAGUGUAAGAAUCGUCGGGUGACGAUCACACCUCAUCUAUCCCUGGCGAUCCUUCAGUUCCUUACUACUUCAGUUAAGGCGUUCAGUGGUGAGGUGAUCAGUGCCAGGAUCCUGCAGAAGCUCUUGAGUAUGGACGUGUACAGGCAGAUCAAGCUCAAGAAGAAGAACGAGGAUAAGAAGGAGAAGAUGGUUGAGAAGGUGGAGAAGGAAGAGGGGAUAAUUAUGACGAAAGGGAAACCUUGCGACUUUUUUGUUUUAAUUCUCGAGGGCCGCGUUCAAGUCACCAUUGGUAAAGAAGAUCAUAAGUUUAUAGAAGGUCCCUUCACAACAUUCUGUGAACAAAUGCUGGAACAGGCCAUGCAAAUGCCCUCGUCUCCAAUGGUUCCUGAUCCUGUGCGGGGAACAAGUCAAAGUCCUUCAAUGCCCUCUGCUGUUAAUGAAAUAGCCUCCGGGAAAACACUGAAGAAGACAAGUACUCAGGUUCUAAUAUUGUAUAGGAAAGCCACCUAUAUGGUUGCACUGAAGGGUAAUAUUGUAUAG